Molecule: messenger RNA, 546 nt
Organism: Lottia gigantea (owl limpet)
Lineage: Eukaryota; Metazoa; Mollusca; Gastropoda; Lottiidae
Exons: 1
Coding region: 1-546 (181 amino acids)
Source: RefSeq, a predicted model, not a curated record
AUGGUUUAUCUAUCAAGAGAAUAUAACCAGAUAUCAGUGGAAGGUUUAUCUAUUACCAGAAUACAACCAGAUGUCAGUGGAAGGUUUAUCUAUUACCAGAAUACAACCAGAUGUAGAUUUAUCUCUUACCAUAAUACAACCAGAUAUCAGUGGAAGGUUUAUCUAUUACCAGAAUACAACCAGAUGUCAGUGGAAGGUUUAUCUAUUACCAGAAUACAACCAGAUGUAGGUUUAUCUAUUACCAGAAUACAACCAGAUAUCAGUGAAAGGUUUAUCUAUUACCAGAAUACAACCAGAUAUCAGUGGAAGGUUUAUCUAUUACCAGAAUACGACCAGAUAUCAAUGGUAGGUUUAUCUAUUACCAGAAUAUAUACAACCAGAUAUCAGUGGAAGGUUUAUCUAUUACCAGAAUACAACCGGAUAUCAAUGGUAGGUUUAUCUAUUACCAGAAUACAACCAGAUGAAGGUUUAUCUAUUACCAGAAUACAACCAGAUAUCAGUGGAAGUUAUAUCUAUCAAGAGAAUAUAACCAGAUAUCAAUGGUAG